AGAAACAGAAGGAGUUUGAUUCAGUUUAGAGAAAAGCGCUCACUCACUCUCUCUCUCUCUAAAAAAGUGUCAACCUUUUGAACCAAGUAAUCACGGGACACCCCUGAAAUCUCUGCCUUCGAAUUCAUCUUUCUGCUGCCAAACGACCUAAUCCUUAUUGAUCCUAUUAGAGCGAACCGUGAAAAUCUGCGUCCUCUUUUUUCUUUCACUGCAAAACCUUCAAUUUUUUCAUGAAAACAUGAGACCCCACUAUCUUUCUCUCUUUGUUUUUUGUUCCCAUAUAGAUUUUCAUGAAUUUUUCAUUGAUUUAUCACUGCUUUAGUAUAGAAAUGUACAAAUGUUUGCCAUCAAAGACUGUCAGUUGGUCUUAGUGCUAUGGUCUAUCUCUGAAAAACUUGAUGGGUAGUCUUUAAUUUCAUAGUUCUAUUUUAUUUUGGAUAAUUCAUGAAAACCCAAAUUUCUUUUUCAUUUCUCUUUGGAACCCAUGUAUCUCAAUCAGUUCAUGCACUUCCUCAAAUCAAUUCACACUUUCAGAAGGAAAAUUCUUAUUCCUUUUGACUGUUUGCUUUGAUACUAUAGUAAUUAUUCUCUAUAAUUUUCACAUAGACAUUUCAUAUUAUUGAGGCUUUUGAGAAGCUUACUAUAAGAGAUUCUUCAAUGGCAAUCUCUUGUUUCCACAUGCCUAGCCUUCGAAAGGCGAAGAGCAAAGCUAUGUCAACCCCUUCCUCGUCCAAGACCAUGUUAAAUUCUGAGAUGGAAAGCAUGGAAAGGAAGAGAUUUGAUAGCUUGGAUUCAUGGUCUAUGAUAUUGGACUCUGAGAAUGUGGAGACUUGGGAGGUAGCAAAGGAGGAUCAGGAGGAAUGGACCGCAGAUCUUUCACAGUUGUUUAUUGGUAACAAGUUUGCAUCAGGAGCUCAUAGUAGGAUUUACCGUGGAAUUUACAAGCAGAGAGCUGUGGCUGUUAAAAUGGUUAGAAUCCCAAACCAGGCGGACACUAGAGCCUUUUUGGAGCAGCAGUUUAAGUCUGAAGUUGCCUUGCUUUCACGUCUCUUUCAUCCAAAUAUAGUGCAGUUUAUUGCAGCUUGCCAAAAGCCUCCUGUUUACUGUAUCAUCACUGAAUACAUGUCACAAGGAACUUUGAGGAUGUACCUUAACAAGAAAGAGCCAUACUCUCUUUCAACAGAAACAAUACUGAGGUUAGCUCUUGACAUAUCCCGAGGAAUGGAAUAUCUUCAUUCACAAGGGGUGAUUCAUAGAGAUCUCAAAUCAAAUAACUUGCUUCUUAAUGAUGAAAUGAGGGUUAAGGUGGCAGAUUUUGGUACAUCAUGUCUUGAAACACAGAGCCAGGAAACUAAGGGAAACAAGGGGACUUACCGUUGGAUGGCACCUGAGAUGAUCAAGGAGAAACCUUAUACUCGAAAAGUUGAUGUCUAUAGUUUUGGGAUUGUGCUAUGGGAGCUAACAACAGCUUUGCUUCCCUUUCAAGGAAUGACGCCGGUGCAGGCUGCCUUUGCUGUGGCUGAUAAGAAUGAACGUCCUCCGCUCCCAGCUAGUUGUCCGCCUGCACUCGCACACCUCAUAAAGCGCUGCUGGGCAGCAAACCCCUCAAAGCGGCCAGAUUUCAGUGAUAUUGUCUCUACUUUGGAGAAGUAUGAUGAAUGUGUCAAGGAAGGCCUUCCACUUCCUCACCACUCAGGGCUGGUCAGCCGAAAUGCCAUUCUUGAAUGCUUGAAAGGCUGUGUAUCAAUGAGCAGCUCUUCCAUACCUGUACAUGCCUAACUCCAUUAGAAGGUAUUGUUGUUAUCUGUAUUAAUUUAGGUCAUCAUAUUAGCAGAUUAAAUUGUCCAUUAUAAUUUGCACAUAUUUAAUGUUCUUUUCAACCAGUUGUUGUUCCUGUAAUUGAUGAUUACAAGGUUGGUGUUUCACAGUAGGCAUAUCAAUCUACUCCACAAGAAGUGAUUUGGAUUUUCGACUGACAACUUGGUAGCUCAAUAAUUUG
Quercus lobata is the source of this 1999-nucleotide messenger RNA. RefSeq names its product serine/threonine/tyrosine-protein kinase HT1-like. Bases 658 to 1779 code for a protein of 373 amino acids. Gene Ontology annotation, biological process: protein phosphorylation. The record is from RefSeq and is a predicted model, not a curated record. Lineage: Eukaryota; Viridiplantae; Streptophyta; Magnoliopsida; Fagales; Fagaceae. The transcript is spliced from 3 exons. Gene Ontology annotation, molecular function: ATP binding; protein serine/threonine kinase activity.